This is a messenger RNA of Mesorhabditis spiculigera, 4785 nucleotides long. The record is from the annotation of a GenBank genome assembly. Lineage: Eukaryota; Metazoa; Nematoda; Chromadorea; Rhabditida; Rhabditidae.
AUGCACGACGAAGGCGGCGAAGCCGGCGGCUCCUGCGGCCAGCAACCGCUGGACCCCUCUGAAGCCGGCCAGCUGGACAACAACCACCACUCCGGCCACGUUUGCGGUGGCGCGCACAAGGAGUCGUCGGCGCCUUACGCCCAUUUCCGGAGUCGUAGGAAUCGACGUCCCAACGGAAUAUCGGUGGCCUGCCAAACCGACACGACCGAGGAAUACCCCCGGGAAGCGAGUUUAUUGACGCCGAAAGUCGACACGUCGACGCAAGCGGAAGCCUCGUCAUCCUCGGAGGGUGUUUUGCGAUUGAUGAUCCAAAACUUUCCGAAUAUGAACGACACGGUGCGGGGACCGAGUAAAAACAUCAACGGGGUGCAAUGGCGCAUCAUGGUGAUGCCACGGCAGCACGUUGUCCAAAAAGAAGGGGACGCAAAAAUGCUUGGGCUUUUUUCUGCAAUGCUGUCCGGAUGCUUAUUCGGACACAUGGCAAUGUCAAGCGGCGGCGGAACUGCGGCUUAUAUCGCAGAAGCCUGGCCCAAGGAGAACGAUUGGGGAUACUCGUGCUUCAUGACUUGGGCGGACAUCCUGGACGAAAGCCAGGGCUACAUCAAAGACGAUCGGGUGGUAUUGGAAGUCUCGGUGAAGGCGGACGCACCGAAGAACAUUCUGACAAAAGAGGAAUUCCAAAAGCAGAUCCACAGCUGGUACGAACUGGCGGUUCUACAGCACCAGCGUGGCUGCAUCGACUUGGCGCUUGAGGCAAACGCGCAGGCGCUCAAGUUCUGCAAGGAUCGGGACGCGGCGAUCAAGGACAAGCUGGAAACGCAGAAGAAAUUUUUGGUCGACCAGAAGGUCGUCGAGAGCAUCCAGCGGAUAGAGAAGAAAGAUCAACGCGGCGGCUCCGAAGAUGACAACAACCCGACAGCCGUCCGGUUGGCCAUCACACAAUCAUCAGCGCCAAAAGUCCCGGCUGCCAAGGGCAAAAAUGGCAAGAAGGGCGCCGGCGGCGCCACGGCCAAGAAGAAGAACACCCGCGCGUCCACCCCUCCCGGUUCACCACCAUCCGAGGAGAAGAAAGAGGCCAACGGCCAUCAAAACGGACUGGACGGCCGUUUCUCCAAGCAGCUCUACCACCGCGGCGGCAUGAAGGAGGACAGCCUGAUACACCUGGCGAAACAGAUCUACGAGCUGCCGGUGGACGCGAUCCCGCUGGACGAGGAGAACACCAAGGAGCACCUGCACAUGAUGAUCGACCAGUUCCUGCGCUCGUCAAAGACCAACACUGGCCCGCUGGACAUGGAGCUGCAGCGGCAGCACAUUAUUCGCAAAGCAAUCUCGUUUGUUGAGGAGUACGAGGAGAAGGUAGCGGAAGGAAAGGAUUUGGUCUCAACCGACCUCGAUUCCACCCUUCCACAGUACGAGCUUGACAUCGCCGAACUGUGGAAGCCGACUUUUGAUGCUCGCGUUGAGGAGCGCUUGCAGGUGAUCGAGGAUAACAUGAUGUGGCUCGACGCGAAGGUCCGCCUGUUCUGGGUGAGUGUCAAGCGUUUGAUGGAGAUGGACGAAGACGAUAGCUACACGGACGGCUCGUGCUCAUCGGAUACGGAUUCCGGAAGUGUACCAAAGAAAUGCGACUCGGAGUGCCAAACGGAGCCCGACUGCGAGAUGGUCGUCCUGCACCAACUGGAGCAGGACAAGAAGAAUUCGACCGGCGAGACGGUGCCCGUGCCCACGGUGAGAGUUCCGGCCCCGCCAAGGACGCAGCGCCCAAUGAAGACCGUGGCCAAGAAGAGCACCGCCGUCAGCGGCAAGGCGGCCGCCAACGCGCAGGUCAUCAACCAACAGCUCCAGCAAAUGCAGCAACAGCAGAUGAACCAGGCUCCCCUGGUGCCACAGACGCAGUCCGUGCAGCAGACGAUGCAGCCGAUGGUGAACGACCUCGUCGACCCGAACCAUCUGAUCCAGGGCCUGGUGGGUUACAUCGAUGGCAUGACGGCGGCCCAGAUGGUGCUCAAUGGCUCGCCCUCGGCGCCGCCGCCAAUGGAAUUUGCCAUGCGACUGCACCAAGAACCACUCGAUCAAUUCCAGAGCGCCAUGCCGCAGCUCCAACCGCAGACCUACCUCAACGAGCAGACCAUGGCCCACCAGCAGCAGCAGCAGCAACAUCAGCAGGCCCAGCAACCCGGGCAUCCGAUGGCAAUGGGACAGUACAUGCAGCCGCCGCCCGGCUUCGACCAGGAACGCUAUCACCAGGACGUCGCUGCAGGAUUCUGGCCGCCGUCGCCGUUCCUACACUACACUGCGCGCCAAAAGCCGAGGAGGCCUCAACAGUCUGCGACGGCCGAGCUGACCCCGGAAGAGCUCAACCCGGCCACACAGGACUACAUCACGCACGCCUUUGCGCGGAUCUGGAGCACGAUGGCAGGACGGGGAGAUGAUGUCGCGGUCGCCCAGCAGUUCACCCAAAUCGACCCGAACGCCCCGAUGCUGCCCUACGAGCAAUAUGUUGGCGGCUAUCAGAAUGGAGUGUACCCGAACGCCGCGGCCCAGCAACAGCACCAAAUCCAUCUGGCCCUCUCCGUGAUGGCCAUGUGCUGUGUGAACGCGAAGAAGGCCGAGGAGAAGCUCAGCGCCAUCACCCAGCAUAUUGAUCAAAAUGUUCGCAACCCGGACGUUCAAAAUGCGCUCCGGUCGCUGUGCAAGCUCGGUGAUAUGGUUGUCGUUGAAGAGGAGGAAGAGAUCGAGACCCCGAUUCACGACGAAAAGGAUUCCGGUGAAGACUACUUGCUCAACCGUCACGUCGCGCGCCUCGAAAAUCUCCAGCAAAAGGCCGAGAAAUACUCCUACUACAUCCACAGCAAGGACCGCGAAAAGUUGUCGCAGGCCGUGUCGGCCGUCGAGACCAAGUUCGAGAAGCUCGACAAGGAGAAGGCUCGCCUUCAGAAGCUCAGCGACGAGUCCAAGCGCGAAGCCGACAAGUCGGAGAAGAACCUGACAAAGACGCUCGGCGAGCUCAGGUCCGAGAAGGAGAUCAAGGACAAGUUGAACAACCAGCUGAAAGAGAAGAACAAGGAGAUCAAGAAGCUGGAGAAGCGCGUCAAGGAGCUGACGGCUCAGGCCGAGGAGAAGGACGAGCUUCGCGAGCAAAAGGAUGCGCUUUACAAGGAUCUUCAGGCUGAGAAAAAGAAGUACCAAGAGGCCGAAAAUCGGGUGAAGCGGGAGACCGCCGCCAAGGAGGAGCUGAAACGCCACCUCGCCGAUGAGACUCGAUCAAAGGAGUCCGAGAACUCGAGGUUGAGCCAGGCCAACGAGGAUCUCAAGUCGCAGCUCAAGAAGGCCGAGCAAACGGCUGCUUCUGAGAAGCAGAAGGCUACCGCUGCCCACAACCAAGCCCUCGAGCGCGCGAAGAAGGUCGAAAUCCAGUUUGUGGAGCUUGUCUACGAGGUCGGCACCAAGAAGCUGGAGCAGGCCAAGGAGGAGGCGUCGAAGAACAUGCGCGAGAUGGAGGACGCUGCGGCGAAUCGCGCACGCAACGCGCAAGAGCAACAACUGUACGCCGCGUCGAAGGACGAGUGGAAGGCCAAGGUUGACGAUAUUCAGAAGUUACUGAAUCAGGCCAAGACCGAGUUCAACGCGCAGCACGAGGCGCUGAAGAAGGGCAGACCUCUCUCCGAGCUGCCGAAGUUCCACGUGCCCGCACCACCACCACCGUGCAAGGUCGUCCAGAUUCAACCGCUUGUCCCGGCAUCGGUUGUGCUCCCACCGGAGAACAGGGCUGGCGUCAUCGGACAUCGUACCGGCGCCUCGCAACUCCCAACACCAAUCGGCACCAGCAUCUCGCCGCAGAACAAAGCCCCCGGAUCGCCCGUUCAGAAGCCGGUGGCCACCGUCGCCUCGCAACCACAGACAUCAAGCCCGAGCCGUCACGAUUUUGCAGGAACGCCCAUCUCGACCUGCCGAAUUGCCAAUGGCGGAGAAGCGGCCGGCGUGGGCCCUGCCACCAACUGCACGAAUGCCCCGGGAACCGGCGCUCUGCCCACGUGGAGCCACUGGAACGACUUCAACUUGACCGACAGUCUCUUCCCGACCGGCAACCGCACUUUCGGCUCGCUCACCAGCGACUUUGCAUCUACGCCAGCCUCCUCCAACUCGUCGUCCGGCCAGAAUCACACCACCACCAACGGAUGGCCCGAUGAGAGCGGCUGGGGUGCGAACAAGCCGGCGCCUGCGGCACCCGCGCCCGGCGCCCACAACACGUACAUGCGCGGCGUGAGCCCGAGCUUCGCCGGCGGCAACGUUUGGGACAGCUCGCGCGCCGCCCCACCCACCAGCGCCCCGAACCCGACGCCGCCCGCGCACAACACCGCCCAGGGCCCCAACGCUCAAGUUAGGUACCAAACAAUCAUCGCGCGGCUCGUGGAAUUCUUCAACGGAUUCGAGCAGGCGAAGCUCGUCGACCUGGCCAACCAGUACUGCAUCGAGAACAAGACGAACCUGCAGAACGAGAGCCUCGAGGGAGCCGUGGCGAUUCUGAAGGAUUUCAUCCUGAAGAAGGUGCGCGCAAAUGGGAUGCAACCCACGAGCCAGAUGCAAAUGCCGCCGAAUCGCCGUAUCCAGCCUCCACCCGGCGUCUCCAACGCCGCCUACAUGGGAAUGGCCGGCGGCAUGCCCCAGCUUGACAUCAGCGCCCGCCCCAACCCGCUCGGCUACCCGCCCCUCAUCGAGCCGCCGCACCUCCUCAACGGCGACGCCUCGCGCAACAUUCUCCAGAAUGAGAAAUGGAACCUUUCC